AUGAACGGCAGCUGCACAGGAAGUCAGGAAAGCAAAGCUGACAGCGCGUGGCUUCCCAACGUGCCCAGUAAGUGCACAUGGACAGCUGCAACGCCUGCCACCAAGUCUCCACACUCCUGUAUGCCCUUGCCAGAAGAAACAAAAAUCUUGCCCAACAUCCUGAAGAAAAUUGGUGGCACCCCAAUGGUCCGAGUCAACAAGAUUGGGAAGUCCUAUGGGCUCAAGUGUGAGCUCUUGGCAAAAUGUGAGUACUUCAACGCGGGGGGCAGCGUGAAGGACCGCAUCAGCCUGAGGAUGGUGGAAGACGCAGAGAGAGCCGGGAUUAUAAAACCGGGAGACACGCUGAUCGAACCCACUUCAGGAAACACAGGAAUCGGGCUGGCACUGGUAGCUGCAGUGAAAGGUUACCGCUGCAUCAUCGUCUUGCCGGAGAACAUGAGUAUGGAAAAGGUCGAUGUUCUGAAGGCACUGGGUGCUGAAAUUGUGAGGACGCCGUGCGCCCGCUUUGAUGCCCCGGAGUCUAACAUUCGUGUUGCCUGGAACCUGAAAAGUGAAAUCCCAAACUCUCACAUCCUCAAUCAGUACCGAAAUCCAAGCAACCCCCUGGCUCAUUACGACACCACAGCUGAGGAGAUCCUGGAGCAGUGUGAAGGCAAGGUCCACAUGGUGGUGAUUGGGUCUGGCACAGGAGGCACCGUCACUGGUGUUGCCAGGAAGCUGAAGGAGAAAUGCCCAGAGUGCAAGAUCAUCGGCGCAGAUCCUGACGGCUCCAUCGUCGCUCUGCCCAGUGAGCUGAACCAGAUGGACACCACGGCCUCUGAGGUGGAGGGCAUUGGGCAUGACUUUAUCCCAACCGUCCUUGACAGAUCAGUGGUUGAUCAGUGGUAUAAAUGCAACGACAGAGACUCGUUCCUCAUGUCUCGCAGGCUGAUUAAAGAGGAGGGAUUGUUGUGCGGUGGCAGCUCAGGCAGUGCCAUGUCCGUCGCUGUGCGGGCUGCCAGGGACCUGAAGGAAGGUCAGCGCUGCGUCGUCAUCCUGCCCGACUCCGUCAGGAACUACAUGUCCAAAUUUUUGAAUGAUAAGUGGAUGAUAAAAAAUGGUUUCCUAAAGGAUGUCCAGGAGCACAAGCCUUGGUGGUGGGACAUCAAGGUACAGAAACUGAAUCUCUCAGCCCCUCUCAUUCUCCUCCCAGAAGUCAGCUGUCAAAAGGCAAUUGAGAUCCUCCAGGAGAAGGGAUAUGACAAAGCUCCUGUUGUUGCUGAAUCAGGAAUUAUUUUGGGAAUGGUGACCCUCAACAACACCCUCACCUCCGUACUGGCUGGAAACGCACAGUUCUCAGAUCCCGUUACGAAGGUCAUCUGCAACCAGUUCUCAAAGAUUGGCCUGGAGGACAGCCUCAGGAAGCUUUCCUGCAUCCUGGAGAACGACCAUUUUGCUAUCGUUGUACACGAGCAAAUGCAGUUCCCCCCCAAUGGCAGUUCCUUCACGAAGCAGACGGUGUUCGGUGUGGUCACAGCAGUGGACCUCCUCACCUUUGUCGGCAGAAACGACGCGAAGUAG
This is a messenger RNA of Opisthocomus hoazin, 1560 nucleotides long. The record is from RefSeq and is a predicted model, not a curated record. Lineage: Eukaryota; Metazoa; Chordata; Aves; Opisthocomiformes; Opisthocomidae.